AUGACUAGUCCUGACCAAAUUGCAGCUCAGAUUCUGAGCACAAAAUCCCUCUCAGUCUCCCAAACCUGGCUCAAUGCCUUCCUAUCAUCGUCCAGCACAGCACAACGCAAUAUCCCCGCCUCGGCUCUCGCAAAAACGGCUAUAUUUCGUCUUCUCGCCUCUGAUAUCAGAGAAUCACUCUCAAAACACAGAUCAUGCGUACUGCCAGUCGACAUCCAUGACCCAGCAGUCCAAGAGCGACGGCUGCAAGGCUCAAUCCCCGUGCAAGUGCUAGACAUUGAAGACAUCGGCACGAGUCUAUGGAGCCAGAUAGAAGCGAUUGAACGCGUUGAGCGCGGCGAGGCAAUUCGAGGCCGUGAGAUCGUGCGCACAAUAGCUGUAGGCGAAGACCCCGAGGCAUCGGAGAACAAUCGCGCGAAUAACAACCCUGCGAACGGUGCUGCGACGGGGAUUAUGGUUAUGGGCGUUGAAAUGCAGCGUAUUGAUGGGAUAGCGUUGGAAAAACUUGCUAUCGGGGCAAAGCUCUUGCUCCGUAAUCCGUCUGUUGCGAGAGGUAUGGUGCUGCUUUCUCCGGGGUCCGUUACUUUGCUCGGGGGAAAGAUUGAGGCUUUGGAUAAACCGUGGAGGGAGGGUAGGAAGGCUAGGUUGCUGGAGAAGACUGCAGGCGUCGAGAGAGAAUAA
Messenger RNA from Penicillium mononematosum, 681 nucleotides. Its product is annotated as OB fold domain-containing protein. Gene Ontology annotation, cellular component: nuclear body; RecQ family helicase-topoisomerase III complex. Gene Ontology annotation, biological process: double-strand break repair via homologous recombination; resolution of meiotic recombination intermediates. NCBI's taxonomy places the organism in Eukaryota, Fungi, Ascomycota, Eurotiomycetes, Eurotiales, Aspergillaceae. The record is from RefSeq and is a predicted model, not a curated record. The transcript is spliced from 2 exons. Bases 1 to 681 code for a protein of 226 amino acids.